Porites evermanni is the source of this 3233-nucleotide messenger RNA. NCBI's taxonomy places the organism in Eukaryota, Metazoa, Cnidaria, Anthozoa, Scleractinia, Poritidae. The record is from the annotation of a GenBank genome assembly.
UCCACAACUACGGUCUCCUCAACGAAAAUACCUUCGUGUGGAUUUGAUCAAUUCCACUGCACAAACGGCAGAUGUAUCGAUAGCGUUAUGGUUUGCGACCGUAACGACGACUGCGGAGAUGGGGCAGACGAGAAAAACUGUUCCUGUCGCAGCGAUGAGUUGAGAUGCGCCAAUGGGAAGUGCGUCGAUAACCUUUGGAAAUGUGAUGGUGAAGAUGACUGUGAAGAUGGCACGGACGAGCUGAAUUGCGACGGCCCUCCUUCAGGUAAUAACAAAUAAAUUAUUAAAUAAACAACGACAACAAAAAAUACUGUAUUUAAGUGUCAGUUCGUUUAAGAGCGAACUGCUAAUUGCUGACACUUUUACAUUCCCUACUGUAGGCCAGUCUGUUUACAGAGGUUUAUUAUUAUUAUUCAGUCAAAAUUUUUCUUCUAUUCUGAUUUGCUAGUACCCCGCGAUUAUUCUCCAUAAAUAGUAAGAGUUGACCAAAUUUCGAAGAUGUUUGCAGAUAUCAGUUAAAAGUGUCUCACUUUAAAGAUAAUUGAUAGAAAAAGGUACCGCAGAAGCCGCUUUUAAAAAACAGCCAGUUUCGCACAGCUGAAAAAAAAAAAAGAUUGAUUUCAAACGUAAUGCGACCAGAAAUAACAGAAAGGUUAGGUAAAAAUAUUUUCUUAAGUUGGGGGAUAUUUUGAAUAAUAAAGACCCUCCCCAAACUGCGUAAUCCUUAAUAUUAUACUUCGCCUCGUCUGUUAAUUGCCAAACGAUAACCCUUAAUUUCUUGUCUCAGUGACCUUCAACUGCUCUGUUAACAACGGAGGAUGUGAUCACAAAUGUACCGAGCUCUAUGUUGGCGACAGGAAAAACAUCCAGUGCUCGUGCAAGCGAGGUUACACGCUACAGGCGGACGGUAUAAGCUGUUUUGGUGAGGAUUAAGGAUUGUUUCGUUUACACAGGGACUGAAAAUAUAGGGGCCAGGGCCGAGUUGUUCAAAGCUGGGUUAAGAUAACCCCGGGUUAGUGCGAGAUUUGAAUUAAGAUUUGAAAGCGUAAAAAUCAUUUCAGUUUUAAUGUUUUUUUGUCUACAAGUUGAUGAUUGGAAGCUCUAAAAUAUCAGAGAAAAUUAUCCGAGAAAAAGCUUUUGAACAUAAGAAAAAGAAACCCGGGUUAAAUUUAACCUCGGGUUAAGCGCUAAUCAGCCUUCGAACAACUGGGCCCAGGGGCCCGUUUCUCGAAAGUCCCGAUAAUUAACGGGCCCGUAAAGCUGUUGUUGUUUACAUACAAGAUAGAGGUUUCAACAGUUUUGCAUCUAACACGACAAAACCAUCAGUUCAUGAAACAAAAUGGAAUAGUUUUCUAGCCAGGACCCGCGCUCUUAUUCUUUAUAUUUCGAUUGGAAUAUUUGAUUUCGGGCCCGAAAAGUUACCGGGUCUUUCAAGAAACGGGCCCCAGGAGGGGCAGCCGGCCCGCUAAUUACCCCUUUCAGAGUGGACAAUGUUGUAAGGCGAUUCUAACGUUUGAGUCUUUGGGCAAAAUUCUAUGCUGUUACCAUGGAAAUGAAACCUCUUUGGCCAAACGUAAGCUUAGCACUACAGUGUUCAGUUUGUUUUCUGUAUUUCACAAAGUGAAAUUUGGAAAUUUUGUCGAAUUUUGACUUUGGCUUCUUCUGGCCAUAGUUAUUAAAGUGGAAUGGUUCCGAAACUCGUCAGACUAUUUUGUUACAUGUUCUUGUUAGCUUUUUUGGAACUGACCGUGCACAACGUUCGAUAGAAUUUCUUUAUUUUGAACGUACUAACCAGAAGAAACAUUGCAUUAAUUUAUUCAGUUAAAAUUAAUUUUGUGAACAANAAGAAAAAGAAACCCGGGUUAAAUUUAACCUCGGGUUAAGCGCUAAUCAGCCUUCGAACAACUGGGCCCAGGGGCCCGUUUCUCGAAAGUCCCGAUAAUUAACGGGCCCGUAAAGCUGUUGUUGUUUACAUACAAGAUAGAGGUUUCAACAGUUUUGCAUCUAACACGACAAAACCAUCAGUUCAUGAAACAAAAUGGAAUAGUUUUCUAGCCAGGACCCGCGCUCUUAUUCUUUAUAUUUCGAUUGGAAUAUUUGAUUUCGGGCCCGAAAAGUUACCGGGUCUUUCAAGAAACGGGCCCCAGGAGGGGCAGCCGGCCCGCUAAUUACCCCUUUCAGAGUGGACAAUGUUGUAAGGCGAUUCUAACGUUUGAGUCUUUGGGCAAAAUUCUAUGCUGUUACCAUGGAAAUGAAACCUCUUUGGCCAAACGUAAGCUUAGCACUACAGUGUUCAGUUUGUUUUCUGUAUUUCACAAAGUGAAAUUUGGAAAUUUUGUCGAAUUUUGACUUUGGCUUCUUCUGGCCAUAGUUAUUAAAGUGGAAUGGUUCCGAAACUCGUCAGACUAUUUUGUUACAUGUUCUUGUUAGCUUUUUUGGAACUGACCGUGCACAACGUUCAAUAGCAUUUCUUUAUUUUGAACGUACUAACCAGAAGAAACAUUGCAUUAAUUUAUUCAGUUACAAUUAAUUUUGUAAACAAAAACCAAAGGAUUGUGCACGGUCAGGGAGCUUCCAACAUAAACUAGAGUACCGUUGUUUUCAACUUUGAUGUUUGCCGGAUUCCUAACCAGUCUCCUCUUCUAACUAUGUUAGACAGCGAAAAUCAACUUUCUGAUUACAUGACAACCGAUCCAUCCCGGGUUAGGGAUCCCGAUAUCGGCUGGCCAGCCCGGCGAAUCAAACCAACAACUUGACUCGCUCGGCAUAAAGGGCAGGCGAUAAAACAAGCCAACGUAACCUGGCUCUUGUAAUCAGCGACAUCGUCUAAGUUCAUUUGCGUGAGGACAAAGACCUUUUUUAGGUCACGUGCGGUCUCGGCUUGACAAACAGGUUGGGCUGCUUUUCCGUGACGUCGUGACAAUAUUACAACUAUUCUGUAAAACUACCAAUCAAACAACAACAACAAACAAACAGGGCUCGGCUUUUUUCUUUAAAUGUGUCGAAACCAAGGCUUCACGUAGUCAUACAAGUAAGCUUUUCCACAAGUUUGGUGCACUAGAAAAGAAUCAGUUUGUCAGUCUUGUCUUUCUCUUGCAGACAUCGAUGAAUGCCAAACCAACAAUGGCGGCUGUCAACACAGCUGUAUAAAUACAAAUGGUAGUCACCAGUGUGCUUGUAAUAAAGGAUAUUUUCUCAACGUUGACAAGGUCAAAUGUGAAGGUGGGCAAUGA